GGCUCGGUAGAAAAUGGCGAGUGUGUGUAAGAGGCAGCAAUGUUCGAUCGAGAGGCGAGGCUUUCGGCAGGAUCUUGAUUCGUGGCGGCACAAACUCAUUCAUUGUGUAGGUUUUGAGAGCAUUCUAGAAGGGUUGUUUGGGUCGAGGUUGGUGGAGGACCUAACGUUAUUUAAAGGCAGUGAGCCUGAAGGCGUUACAGACUGGUCAUUUGACGAGAACUGCCUGUUCUGCUGCUUAAAACGAGACAAAGUCAAGGAGCACUUAGUUGGCCUGAGCGACCCGGGGUUGGAGAGUGGGGCUAAAUCCCUGCUGCUCAAAGACCAGACCAAGAUCAACAGACUUGAGAAACAAGCUGAGGAAUUUUUGAAUGCAGUCCUCUACAAAGAAGAUGUGCCCAGCUUCUCGGACCCGCACAUUCCAGUAGUGGCUCUGGAGAUAAUGCAGAGGAUGAUCCGCCAGUUUGCUGCAGAAUAUACCUCAAAAAGCAGUUCCUCUACUCCGGACAGCCGCUCCACUCCCAGGCCUGGUCCCCACCCAGACCAAAGCCUGCCUCCUCCCCCCUCGCUGCCCACGGUGCCCCCAGCUGCCAGCCCUGGUGGUACUGCGACCGCCUCCGUGCCCAGCCAGAACCCCGUCCUCUCCAAGCUGCUGAUGGCCGACCAGGACUUGCCUCUCGACCUCACAGUCAAGAAGCCUCUGCCACAGCCUGUAGAACAAGAUGGAGUCCUGGACCUGUCACUCAAAAAGGGACGGGCCAAAAGCAGCACGUCAUCGCUCCGCAGCCCUCAUCUUUCCCAGACGUCCACUCUUAGAGGUCAAUGUCUGGAGCUGACUACAGAAAAUGCCAGGGACCUGCAGUCCACCUCUACGCUGGAGGAGUUUAUGACCAAGCUCUGUCUGCACCACCAGAGGCAGAUUGUCGACGCUCUGGGCUUCCUACACACAGAGGUCAAGGCUAUAUCCUCCUCCAGCACUUCGCUAGCUUCUGCCUCCAAACCCUCUUGCUCAGUGGAGCACGGAGCCCUCCAGGGUCCUAGCGCUGCACCUUGCCUUCAGUCCCCAGAGAGGGGGAGGACUGGUCAGAAACUUCCCCUGGCUUCCACUCCAAAAGGAUCGACGGAGGGGCAAGAAAGUUUGGUAACCCCAGAGCAGACUGCUGUGUUCCGGAAUGUGUCUGGGGCCACUGGACCGGCCUUGGAUCUCCGUCAACCUGGCCCAGGGGACUCUAAGGCUUUGGCAACACUGUUCAGAAGCGCAGAUGACAGUGUGAGUAAACGUCUUAGUGACCAUGCUCCGCUAAAGAUCAAAAUCAUGAAGUCCAGCAGCCUGGCUGAUGGUAAGAAGCUAUCCUGUGUGCUCACCACCUCUCUUCCUGCUGGUGCCGGUACUUUGGAAGAAAUGCAGGGCAUUUCUGACUCCUCAACCAGAGCAGAUACUUACAGUUCUGGACAAGGCUCCUCUGUGAAAAGGCACGAUCAUGCUGAUCGCUCAACAAGACAAAGAGGCUCCAUUGAACAUACCAAAGACACGCUGGUCAAACAAAGUCCACCUGAAAAGACCCCCAACAACAUACCCCCAGUUUCCCCCGGGACAGCAAGGAAGACCAUAAAGGGGUCUUCCUACCAUCGGCCUAGGGACACAUCCUCAGUGUGUCGGUUUGUAACCGACCCUGAUCUCGGCCACUGCGACAUCGUCUACAUCGACAAACCAAUCACAGAGUGUUUCCGGGAUCGGCAGCACCGUCUGCUCCCUCGACGCAACGCCAGGAAAAGCACCCGAGGUCACAUGUAUGUGGAGGAAAUGUGGGAGCUGAAGACUGUCCGUACAUUAGCCAAGACGUCUGCCCGCAAUGAUAGUGGCAACUGUCCCGCUCCAAUGCCAGAGCUCAUCACUCUGGUCACCCCUAAAAAGGUGCUUGGCAAGCCUGAGGGAGUACCUCUUGUGGAUAUGCCUUUUGUUGGAGGUUUUGUGGAGACGGUCAGUCAGAAAACUCCUUCUGAGCUUCCAGCUGAAAGUGAGGUGGCUGGGGAUGUGGAGGCUGCAGCAGCAUCAGCCAGUGGGAUGGCACUGAACGUUGAGAUUAGUCAGACAGACCAGAGUCAGUGCAAAGAGCAGACUGCCCCUCCACCUCCUUCACAGAGUCCCCCAGUGGAUAACGAGCAGAGUACAGGGACAAACUCGGAGCAGCCAAGGCAGAGCGUAGCACCAGAGAAUAAUCUAGCUCAGACUGUGGUCGAGACGGCAGAUCAGGAUGUAAACAGUAUACACAAUUACAUAGUUUUAAGUGAAAACCCAGAGCAGGUGGUGAUGGGGAAAGAUGUAAACUUAUCACAGGAUAAGACAUCAGAAGAAGCUGAGCUUGUCCAGGAUAUGCUGCAGAGUGUGCCAAAGGGCCAGAAAGUUGUCUCUGAAACCCAACAGGAAUCUGCAUCACUGACCCCUUCCCUGGAGAGCAAUGAAGACAAAGAGGUAGUGAGUGCAGGUGCAGGUGCAGUUGACAAAGAGCAGGCAAUGCCUCUGGAACCGCAAAUUUCAGUUGACCAGAAACCGUCUGAGGUCUCUGGAGGAGAAGCAAAAGCUGGCAUGGAGGUUCCCGUGCAGAGUGAAAGGAUAGAGGUGCAGGAAACGGGCGAGGUUGAACCAGACUUGGCUCCAGGCGAUGGCGACAAUGUGCCUGAAGAGAAAAAGACACAUGUUGAUUCGUCCUCUAAAAAGGUCAGUAAGGCAGUUGAGAAAGAAUUGCCUCUCAGGCAUUCUGAAAAACAGGGUAUUCCAGCACGGGUGAUUCCUUCAAGGGUGAAGGAAGCUGCAGUGAUUGAUACAGAGAGUAUGAUUAUAUGUGGAUAUGUGAAUGGUAGACCUAUUGGACAUUCUGACAGAUGUUUGCGUGAACGACCAGCCAGAACUACCCCAGAGUCUACUCCUACUAAGACUAAACGCCCCACUAAGGCGUCUCUGAAACAGACUGAGAACCCUUCUGAGAACGCGUCUGAGAUUCCACAAUUGUCACCUGAGACUGCUCUCACCCCGAUCCCUGCUGGGGAAAGCGUCAAAAGCCCUUCGUCGAAGCGCCUCAGCAAGGCCUCCCUGAAACAAUGUGAGAAAUAUUCUGAGAACAUGCCAGAGGUUCCUCAAGUCUCACUCCCUUCAGCCGAAGUGAUCAAAAGCCCUGUGUCCAUACGGCCCAAAAGAACCCCUAAAGCUAAAAUCAAUCAGAACCUGCCUGACACACAGACCCCUGCUGAAGCAAGCCAGAACAUGUCUGACACAAGGACCCCUAUUGCCCCUAUAACAGCAAGCCAGAGCAUUCCUGACACUCCUCAAGUCCCAGACACACCAGUCAACUCCUCCAGGAGCCCUGAGUCCAGACAACCCCUCAGAUCUGCCAGACUGCAACAGGCAGCAGCUGUUGCCUCCCCUCUCGUCCCUGUCGCCUCCCCUCUCGUCCCUGUCGCCUCCCCUCUCGUCCCUGUCGCCUCCCCUCUCGUCCCUGUCGCCUCCCCUCUCGUCCCUGACGCAUCCCCUCUCGUCCCUGACGCCCCCCCUUUCGUCCCUGACGCCUCCCCUUCUGUUGAAGGGGCUGUUACUUUCAUUGUUGCCCCAGAACCGUCUACCUCCCUCCCACUCCCCUCCACUGAGCUCAACCCUCCCCUCCCCAUUGCCUCUCCUCUUCUUCCUAUCGUCUCCCAUCUCUUCCCUUCAUCUCAUCAGAACAGUGCAGUCACCCAGAGCUCUGCAGAGCUGAAAGUUCAAAAAGCUCAGCCAGCUCCAAAUGCAAAACCUAGCGAGACAGAGAAAACAGCAGAGGAAACUAGGGGGCAAACUAGACCAAAGCUCAGAUCGUCAAUGAUGGUAGCAAAGGAAGUUGAAAUUGUUGAGAAUCAGCAAGUUAGCAGUGAGGAUUCUGCUCUCACAGAGGGUACAAGCAUUAAAAAGAGUGAGGCCCACACACAAAGUAGUCCACUAAGAAGUAAAAGAACUCUCAAAAAGGAAGGAGAAUCAAGCAAAUUGACUUUGCUGAAAAAUUCAGAGGAACCUACUUUGCUGAAGAAGGCAGCGGCACCAACUUCAAUGGAUAACAAAACUUCAUCUGAAGAUUCCAGUAGGUCUUCCGUCAGCAGUGCUUCAGACAAACCUGGGCGAAUGCCAUUGAGGAGUGAGAGUAGUAAAACUGACGUGACCAGCCAGUCCAUUACCCCGGCAACCCCACCGACCCCAGUGGAGAACAGGAAGUCAGCUUUGAGAGUCCAGAGGUCGCCCACACCCUCGACCAGUGCUCCAAUCACAGCUGAGAAAUGGAGUGAAGUGGCAUCUCCCAUUAGGCUGAAAUCCCCAGUGAGACUUCCAUCACCAAUCAGGUUCAAACCAGAGAGAAUCAUCAAGUCUCCAUUGAGGGAAUCACCUUUGCUGGUCAGUUCCCCUCUGCCCUCCAGCUCAGUCACUCCUUUCCUCCUGCCCAAGCUGGAGCUUCCAGUACAGACUCGACACAAGUUCCUGGAGUUACUGGAUGUAGAGGAAAACCAACAGAAAAUCUCCUCUCUGAACACCAUGUUCGAUAAGAUGCAAAGAGGCUGGGUCCAGAUGGACAAAGAGGGACAUCCAACGCCAAGACACAAAAAUAAGGCAGACAGACAGGCAGCGAUAUGGAAGAGUAAGCGCAGGGUCCGCAAGCCCAAGUCUUCGGAUCAUCAGAGGUACUCGCUAGUUCAAAUGCUUUUCAAGAACGAUUUGGACCUAGCCAGCAUUUGCCAGUGGUACAUGGAGUCAACAGAAACCCAGUCCCUGGUCAUCGUAAAGAAGGUGAACACACGUCUUCCCUCUGAGACCCAGCUGCUCUUCCCCGGUAUGUCCCAAAGGCCAUCUCAAGGGGUCUUCCCUAGCCUUCAAGCUGAGCGCUUGAAGAAACACUUGAAGAAGUUUGCCAUGGCUUCCCCUGUGAAGAGCAACCCUAAGAGUCAGAAGCUGAUUGCUAAAGCCCUGGAGCAGGAGGUCAGUACAAGUAUGCCCAAAGGGAAGGAAAAGAGAGAGCUGACUACAGCCACUCGGAUCUCCACCAAAGCCUACGUUUCCUCUGCAGAGGCACAGGCACAACCAGCCGACGGCCAGAAGGCCUCAGCGAAGGCCAAGAACCCAGCCAGCGCCCGGAUCCUGAGGAAGUACUCCAAUAUAAGGGAGAAGAUGCAAGGUCAACAGAGCUCCAAGAAUCCGAAAGGGGCCCCAAGAAAAGAGCUUGAAGCUUCCAAAGUCAAACCCUCUAAACCCCCAAAGAAAAAAUUGGCAAAACCGUCAAAAUUGAAACCGGCCCAGAGGCAGAAAUUAUCCGUUUCUGGUGCUAAAAGUGUAAAGGAGACAAGUGUAGUAAAAACAGAGCGAGCACAGCCAUCUCCUAGCAGAAAGUCUCCAGUUAAAGCUGCUGUCCUGGAGAGAUCAGUCAAGACUAGCAGCAGCAGUAGAACCUUACGGGAUCUCAGUAGGAAAGAGAGUGCAUCACCACAGAGGUCUCCCCAAAGAGUGAUGACUCCAAAAGCACAGAAAAACACCCCUGCUCCUGCCACCGUCCCCAAGACUGACUUUAACAAGCAGCAGGUUGGAGCAGAGAAGGCAGGGGUGGAUAAGACUAUGGCAACAAAAGCAGGUCAAACAAAAGGUCAAACAAAGAGACCCUCUCAAAGUAGAGUCUUUGAGACUAAAGUCACUGAAAGUAAAGGUACUGAGAGCAAUGGCGCUGAAAGUGCUGCAGAGACUCCUCAACAGAACAUGGACGUCAAAACACCAGGUUCUCCUGAUCAGGUUCUCACUAGGUCACAGAGGAAGAUGGAGGCCGAUCCACCCCCCUCCGUCCCUCAGAGUGCAAGCCCUAAGCCUGGCACUAAGAAAGCAAAUGAACCUGCUCAGAGUGGAACUCCUAAGAGUGCCACAAAGAGAGCUCUGGAGCCUACACAUACUGUUAGUACAAGCCCUAAGCCUGCCAUAAAGAGAGCCAGUGAACCUGCUCAGAGUGGAACUCCUAAAGGUGCCACAAAGAGAAGCCAGGAGAGCCCACAGACUCCAGCCAAGCGCACCAGGACAUCCCUACAGAAAUGAAGCUUGUGUGCAGACAUGGACUGUAACAGCCAAUCUGACGACAUUUAGUUGUUUUGUUUUAUCUGGAAUAUAAUAGAAAGGACUGGUAGUAUCUAUUUUUGUGUGUUCUUCCCAAGCGGUGUUGGUAAAUUAUCGUUUGUAAGGAGAUCGACAUGCUGAAGAAAGAGGAAAAAUACUGGUUUUGUCUUGUUUAGUGUUGUCUACCUGGCCUGGAGAUGUAUCUUAUUAUAAUGGUAAAUCUGCAUUGUAAACAUGUAAGCCAUUUUAUUUUGGGGUUUGAUGCAGAGUUGAUAAGUUAUUCAGACUACAGCAUGCCAGGUCCUCCACCUUUGUUUGUCCAAGUUUUUUAUAUUCCAUAGUGUCUAUUCCACGGUUUGAAAAAUAGUGAGGUUUAAUGGCAUGAAACCAUCGGCACCAUGUUGCUACGAAAUAAAUAAUGAUGUUCUCUGACUGCAGCACAGCUCAGGUUUCACUGAACAUUCUCUUGGAACUAUAGCCUAUAUUCAUCAAUGUCUCCCGCCCAUCUCGCAAUCAAGGAGUUUGUGACUUUGUGAUCAUCAAGGAGUUUGUGACUUUGUGAUCAGGUGCCUUAUUUAUCAGAUGUAGAGUAAUGCGUUGACAACAGGUGAAGCCUCAGUUCUCUGGCCAUUGCACAUACACAUGUACGGUAGGAAGAGUGAGAAAGGGAGCUUUCUAGAUAUGGAUUUGGUGCAGGUCAGCGCACGUUGUCAUGUUGGGGUCCGUCACAUGUUAAACUCUUCUCCAGUUAUCUUGUAGAUCUGGUCAUUUGUUCAAGGCCUGCACCAGAUUUGUGGAUUUGUGCGUCUUAAUGCACAACUUCCCUCCAUGUGUUCAGCCCUCCAUGUUCCCGACUCUCCUCCGUCUUCCUGCUAUAAAAACCACCCCGCUUCCCAUCAUGGGUUGUUAUUCCGACGAGUUCUCUUUUAAUGUCUUUUUGUUUUUAGAUUCUGGGGAUAUUUAUUUUCAGAGAUGUAGCUUUAUAACUGAUGUUAUGGUAGCUUUGUUUAACUUUCAAAUACUGUCUGAGUUAACAAAGGAGGGGGUUUUUCCGUUGCAAUGCGUGUGAGAUAUUUACACCUGCUUUGUUAUGUUGUAACUCGGAUCCAGUCCUUAUCUUAUUUGUUUCCCGUUAAAGUUGAAUGUUCUGGUGUGGUCAUCACCUGCUUAUUGCAUGCUGUAGCUGCCGGUAGCAUUUACAUCUAGCACAAUUCUUGUUGAGCCUUUUCACCUUGUUUUUUUUCUGAAUUAGCAUUUGUUUCCGAAACUUCUUUAACUAAGACUAUGCAUGCACGUUACCGUGACCCUCUGUGUGCUGAACUGUAUGGGCAUUAACAACUGAAGAUAUGAACCCUUGGAAGACGUGUCAUUGGUCAGCUAUUUUGGAAGCGGGUUUGCUGUUUGAGAGCAGAUACCAGGAAUGACGCGACAUGGAGCCACACGUUGUAUCUAAUGUUGGCUGGAUAUGUUUUUCCUGUGCUUUAUGGUAGUGUUUGCCUUUUAUUUGGACUAUAUUGCCGUAUACUGACCCCUGGUGGCCAUAUGAGAACUGUUGAAGAAAAUGCUUCUACUUUUCAUAUCUUUGUAUGAUCAGUAAUGAAUACACUGAACAAGAAUAUAAACGCAACAUGCAACCAUUUCACAGAUUUUACUGAGUUACAUUUCAUAUAAGGACAUUUAAAUAAAUACAUUGAAACAAAUUUGUGCACAAAAUUUGAGAUAUGCUUUUAGUGCGUAUGGAAAAAUCCUGGGAUCUUUUAUUUCAGUUCAUGAAACAUGGGACCAACACUUUACAUAUUGCGCUCAUAUUUUUGUUCAGUAUAU
Messenger RNA from Salvelinus sp. IW2-2015, 7927 nucleotides. Its product is annotated as nascent polypeptide-associated complex subunit alpha, muscle-specific form. The record is from RefSeq and is a predicted model, not a curated record. NCBI's taxonomy places the organism in Eukaryota, Metazoa, Chordata, Actinopteri, Salmoniformes, Salmonidae.